Messenger RNA from Bacillus rossius redtenbacheri, 6203 nucleotides. RefSeq names its product peroxisomal membrane protein 11C-like. Gene Ontology annotation, cellular component: peroxisomal membrane. NCBI's taxonomy places the organism in Eukaryota, Metazoa, Arthropoda, Insecta, Phasmatodea, Bacillidae. Bases 125 to 811 code for a protein of 228 amino acids. Gene Ontology annotation, biological process: peroxisome fission. The record is from RefSeq and is a predicted model, not a curated record. The transcript has 4 exons.
CUGGCAUCAUUGGUGUGGUCUGUGGUGUCUAGUACUUUAUUUACUCUAUGGUGUCUGGUAUGGUGUGUGUUUUGAGUUGUGAGUAAUUAAUUGUCUUCCGUUGUGGACUUUAAAGUUUGUAGGUAUGAAUAUUUCAAUUGGAAAAUUGCUAGCUACUCAUGGAGGCAGAGACAAGUUUGUGCGGACAUUAUGUUAUGCGAGUCGAUUCUGUGCAACAAUAGUGCCCUCCAAGCAACUGGCGGAUAGCUUAAAUAGCAUCGGUAAAGAAAUGAGCGGCUGCAGGACAACACUUAGGUUAUUUGAUGAUAUACCAAUGCUGAAUCAUGUAUUGUCGUACGGCCUUGGGAAAGAGGACGAAGACUUGGUGGUGAGGAUACUGACCGUGGUCGGGAACGCGGUGGACGUGGUGUACUAUCCGUUUGAGCACGCGGCGUGGGCGGCCGACCACAGGCUCCUGUCCCUGGACAGUCGGCCCCUCUGGACCGCCACGUCCUUCUGCUGGGCCAUUUCCAUGUACCUGGACCUCCUCAAGUACUUGCGACACAUGGCGAUCAUUCGUCGCCACAAGUCCCGUGUCUCGAGAGCCGAUUGUGACACGAGGGCGGCCCUGACGACGCUGAUGGCCCAGCAGCGCAGGGAGCAGCUGGCCAUGUGCCGCUGCGUGCUGGACCUGAUCCACGCCGUGCACACCCUCCCCGAGGGCGUGCUGUGGUCGGGCAAGCUCAGCCCGCGCCUCGUGGCGCUCGUCGGCACCCUGUCCUCGCUGCUCGGCCUCUACAUGAUCCUGCCGAGCCGGGACAAGGUGGCGUGAGGGCGCCUUCCAGCCGGUGCAGGUCUGUUUUUUCACGAGUAUUGGCUACAUGGCUUGCAGCACAAACAUUGUCCAACCUUUUGUGGUGUUGAUCGUCACAGGCAUCUCUAGCCUGUGUGCAAACCUGGCGGCCCCAUACGCGCACAGUUCGGACUGUCAGUUCAUGACCAUCAGUUCCUACGUGACAAUGUUUUUUUUUCUUUUCACCCGAUGUGAACUGAACACUUCUUGUUCCAUCCUGACAGGUGGCAUGCGCCUGCCGGCCAAACUGUGGGGAUUCCCACUGUCCUAGCAGUCCCGACGAUCUGCUGGCCGGCAACCGCGUGAUUGUCGGUUUUGCCUGACAGGUCAGGUCAGCCCAUACACGCUCAGUUUAUCUCUCAGUUCAUCUGAUUCCUGAUCGGAAGAAAAAAACUGGAACGAUUAACUGAACCAAGGUGCAGCCACGCCUCAUUUUUUUCGUCCAGGUGCUUCAGUUGUGUCAGUUACCGUGUUGAACAUCAAAAAUGUGCGGUAUGGACGAAAAGAGAAAAUUUAUCAUUUUGCCUUUUGGUAGAGAGUCGAACAACUUUCUUCAGGCUUCUCUACUAAAAACAACAGUUCGUUAAAGUAAAAGAGUGAUGGUAUGUAUUCAGAAUCGGCUCCCUAUUUUUUUAAUUCUUUUUGAAAGCACGAAAUAAUGUUGCUAAUCUUUUUCGAAACGGAUUCAAGAGUUGUCUUAGGUUAAAUUGUUUUCAUCUUCUCGAUGAGAAGAUUGUAUGCUGCAGCAUUUUUAUUUUAUUGCUGUAGUCAGGAUUUUAUAAUUCUUAUUCGUGGCCAUUGCUACAGACAUUUUCAAUUAAACAAGCAAUAAAAACUUAACAAAGAAUGUAUGGAAAAAAAAAGGACUGUCUGUUUAUUGGUUGGAAUUGACAUCUUGGAGCUCAGUCCAAAGAACAGGAUGGCUGGACAUAAAAACCUAGGCAGUAGCUUCAGUUAUUGUACAGAUGAUGUCACACAGAUAAACUGGGCGUGAUAUGGGCCCCUUUAGGUCUACGUUCUUAUAGACUGGAAGUCCAAAAUUCUUGUAAUGAUUUUAUUGAAUGAUCAAUAGAUACAAAGUAGUUCGCAGAUGUUAGGUUUGAUAUAUUGGCACUGUAAGAAAGUGCAUUUGCAUUGUUUGUGCUCUAAGCCAGCGGUUCCCAAAAUGGUGUUCCGCGGAACCCUGGGAUUCCGUGAGUCGGGACAAAAGUUGCAUAAAGCAGACACAAUUAUUGUCAAAUAACUUUCUCUGAAGGAGUUGGGGUCCCGCCAAAAUAAAAGUCGAUCAUAGGGUUCCCUGGCCGGAAAAAAUUGGGAACCGUUUUUCUAAUUUGUCAAUUUUACUCAAUAUUUUAACUUACAAACUAAUGUAUUUUUUUUAAUGACAUACUUUGCUUUGGUAUUGAAGUUUUGAGCUGUCUUCACCUGUUAGGCAGACAAUCCACAGUCCUGUAUUUUGCAGACUUCUACUGAAAAAUGUGCUCUUGAUUUCCUGCAUGUUGAUUAUCUGAAAGCUUUUGUUCGUUCCGUCAAGACACGAGUCUUCCACCAGUUGUAUUCUUUGGUUGUUUGUUCACUAAAGUUAUUAUUUUCCUGAAUUAGCACUAGUUUAAUGUAAUACUACAGAUAAAAUUUAAUUGUUUUACUGUUGAAAUUCUUUCUAAUUAUGAAUAUGUUCAAAAUGUUUUACAAUACAGUGGAUUAUCUCUUAAUAAGCCUCUGUUCAGUUGAGUGCUAGUUAGGUGCUGGCGAGCGAUUUAAAGGGCAGUAUCAUAGCUGUCUCGCUCGCCUCUGUGUCCGAGACAGCCGGCAACCGGCUCAUGUAACCCACAUGAGAUAAAACUUUGUUCGUCAUUUACCUUCCAACCAGUUAUGUACUUUGAUGGGCUGCAAGGUUCCCCCCCCCCCCCCCCCCCCCCCCCCCCCCCUCAAGCUUUGCCAGCCAUUCUUUACCAACCUGUUUUUUCAUUUGACCUGUAACUUUUUGCAGACAAAACUGUAUGUAGUUCGUAAUUUAUUUUUAAAAAUAUAAAUUUUUUGUUCUCAAUAUCAAAUGUAAGAAAAAUGUAGUAACUUAAACCUCAUUAAUAAUGUUGCUGUCCAUCAUAAGUGUGUAUUAUCUAUAAUUACCUAAUUUAAUAAACAGAUUCACAUAAACAAGCUUUUCAAAAUAAUAAAUUUAAUGUUUUUACUUUAGUAGCUCACACAAGUUACAAAAUUUAUAACCUAAUAAGACCACAAGGAAAAAAAAAUUGUUUUUAAAUUGAAUAAUCCAACUUAAUGUUAUGUGCCUAAUGACAAAUAGUAGGUACUGAUAAAAAUAUGAACUAGUGGUAUUGUUACACCAAGUAAAAUGGUAAUUAAUAAGUGUAACAAGUGGUGUUAUUGAUCAGGUAAUAUGCGUUAUUAAUAUUUAGUAUCCACUUGGUCUGCAUUUUAUUACGACCUUAGUCAUAAAAUAAUGACAUUGUUUGAAUUUUGGAAAUUAAAUUUUUUGGCACUUUUAUUAAGUGUAGUUAAAAUUGUUUUAUUUUAUGACUUGCAUUUUGGUGUUAUUCUGGUUUUAUCACAAUCCUCCAAAAAUCUUGGUCCCUAUUUAGUUCAUAUUCAAGGUAGCAUAUUUUUCCAGUGUAUUAGUACAUGUUAACCAUGUUUGAUAAUGCAUUGUUCUGUCAUUAAAACUUUUUCUGUGUAUUUAUUCACACAAAUUCUGUUAGCCUUAGUUCAGGAUCACUGCGCAACUGUUUUCUUACAGUUAUCUUGUUUAAGUAGUGAGCACUCUUGUAAGAGUUCUGUUUACAAAUUUCCUUGGAAGCAACGUUGUUCAAGUUGAGAAGAUAGAAUAUUAAAAUAUUUGAUGAAAGAGUCUGCCCUGGAGACUUAAGUUGAUUAUGUAAUGAGCAUACUGUAUUAUGUAUGUGGAUUGUGAUUAUAACCGAUCAUGCUGAGAAAUUUCAGUUAGUUGAGAAUGAUUUUUCAACUUGCACGGAUAGGUAUGUUCUUGUAUGUAUAUAUGAUUGAGUACAAAUUUAUGUUUCAUAGAAUAAAACUUGUAAUUUGAUAAGAGCAAAGAAAUACACAUCAAAAAUAUUUGAAAUGGCAUAUUUUACAGUAGCAGUUAACAUGUAAUUUUAAUUUCAGAUUGUGCAUAAGUUAGACAAUAUGAUUUAAAUGUGGUAUGAAGCAAAUAUUUUUAUAGGUUUUUUUUUUGCCAGUGGUUUUGGGAUUUAUUUUUGGAUCAAGUUGAUUAAUAUGGUUGUGGAUGUUGAAUUAUUUUUAUCUUUGUAUGCUAUUAAUAUAGGUUGUGCAAUUUCAAGAUAAAAUCUUUUCCUGUAGUUUUUAAUAUUUAAGUUUUGACCAAAAAUAUUACAAAGUAGUUUUCAGUUUCUUAGCAACAACUUGAUGCCAUUUUUAAUAUUUUAUGAAUAUACAAUAAUGUUUUUACAUGCAAUAUAUGAAAGUACUGAACACAGACAUUCAUGAACAUGAAUUUAAAUAAUAAUAUAGGUAUAAUAGUCAUCAUCUUUGGAAAGGUACAAUGUAUUCCAAUAUUUUCCCAAAUUAUCUUCAAACAAAAAUACUGAUGAAAUGGAUGUAGCAAAUGUAUAUUGGAAAUGAAUUGCUUUGUGACUUUUCAAUCAGUUUUCAGGAGAAAUUGGAAUGCCUUUAAUAUUCAGUAGAACCCUUUGCCACAAUGACCAUAAACUUUUGUGCAAAGGUUCAAACAGGAAGGGGAAAAAAAACCCAAGACAUUUGAUCAUGGUAUUCCAAGCAUUGUUUCAAUGUGCUAGAUGACUGAAUUUAAUGUGUUGAGUAUGUUGUGAUGUACUCUGAUUUAUAUUAGUUCCUAAAUAAGAUGUUUAUUAUUAUGUUUUUGUGAUGUUGACUGGUCUUCAGACACCUGUAAAAAUUUUUUUUGUAAUGCUGUGCAAAUAGAACAUUAUAAAGCCUAGUACACACUUUCUUUGUGAGCCCAAAAAAAAAAUCUGUAUUCGAACUUUACCUAGUACUCUAGAAAAGACAAGCAGUACUACUGUGUGCUGCUUAUUGCCAAUGGGAACAAUAAUUUUUUGAUUAAAAUCUAAUACAGUACAACCCGGUUAUAACAUUCCCGUUUUUAACAUUUUCCCGCCUAUAACACCAUAAUUUCAUGGUCCCGUCAUUUCUCCAUUUAUCACAAUGCUUUAAUUUCCCGCCUGUAACAAUAUUAAAAUUUCUACAUUCCCGCCUUUAACGUUCAAAUUUGCUUUGAUAACUGCCACAAUUUGCAGUAUCCCUUCCUUCAAAGUCAUAAUUUAGAGCGAAACCAUAGCUAGAAAAUACAGCACGCAUAUACAAACAUCAGAUGUUUACAUUUGAGUAGUUCACCAUAGACGUGGUACACACGCACUCCACAACUUGCACCGGAUCGACUAUCAAUAUGGCGUCCUGUUCGCGCUUGUUAGCCUAUGACUUGUUCCUUUAUACUUAUGAUGCGCAUUUUGUGCACUGAUACAUGGUCGGAAACAGUGCUACUGUAGUCUAUGGUGCUGGUUUUUGUUUCAAAGGUUUAACACCUUGAGAUGGUUAACUGUUCUUUGGAUAUAUUCACGGCUUUUGUUUGUGGUUAACCUUUGCCGUAAUUAUUUUUUAAUUAUUGUAGUCACGGUCGUAUUUAAUUAAAAUACGCUGUAUUGAAAUUUUAUUCAGGUUUUUGUACGGCUAUGAUGGCCGAUAAAUAUAAGCGAAAAUAUAUUCUGUAGCUGAAAAAAUUCAGUUUAUUAACCAAGUGGACAGGAACCCCAACAAAACGCGUGUUGUGAUUGCAAAAGAGUUGAAUAUUUCUGUUUCGACUCUGAACUGUAUCGUACAAAACAUUUUUUUUUCUUUAGCAUAUUAUUAGGUAUUAUCUAUAAAUAAAAUUAACCAAUUUUCCACUCUAUUGCUGUACUUAGUGUAUUACUCCUGUAUUUUGUGUUGUUUUACCUAUACUUUUUAAUUUAAUCAAUCCACGCGUAAUUUUUACAAAGUGAAGAUGAUUUCCUGCUUAUAACAUUUUUUUAUGUUGGUCCCUUGGAGAAUGUUAUAACAGGGUUGUACUGUACAUUUAUUAAUUUAAGUUAUGAAUGGUCUUAAGUAAGCAUGGAGGAACAAUCAUAAUUUCUUUAACUAUGCAAUGAAUAAUUUACUGUCUACAUUGUACUUGCAUAAGAAAGAUACUGGUAAAAUAAAAACCAUCCAUGCUAGCAUGCUUGAUGGCCGUUCACAAGACUCAAGGUGUGUGCUGGGCUUAGACUGUGAAGUUUAGCUAAAUGAUAAAGAAUAUUUUUAUAUAGUAGAUACUAAGAUGUUAACCUUUUUUUGUUGAAGAAUAAAGUGUUUUAUUUACCUA